GAUUGAUCUGGUUUAUAAUCUAUCAGCACUCUGCCUACAUUCAUUCUUUUCAAGUCGUUCGUUUACUCCGUCUUAUAUUCAAACACAACACAACACAACACAACCUAAUUCAUCAGUGUUUUGCCUUCUCUUUCACCAAACCCUCUUAAUUUUACAAUACAUUGCUAUUAUAAUUCCCCCUUCAACAUACAACUAACAACAAGAACAAAAAUGCGUCCCGAAACCCUUAUCGUCGUCCUCGCCGCCGUGGCCUCUGCCCGUCCCGUCCCAACCCCUUCUUCCGUCCACGAUGUCAUCGUUCCUCGUGAACUACAGUACGCAGACAUCAAAGCCGCAAGUGGUACUCCGACGUGGCGCCACUGGCCCAAGAACUCCUACGACAGGGACGAGGAUCACUACUCUCGCCAUCGCCGGGGUGAACCACACUUCCACGACGGGCGGAUGCCUCAUGACCACCAUGGUUCUCACCGCCAUGACGAGAGACACCCUGACUUGCCUCAUGACCAUCAUAAGGGUGGUCCUCAGAGUGACGUCGUCGACAACGUCCUCGACUUCAUCUCGCAUCAUGCCCGGUCCGUCCCAGAGGUGUCAUCUCGCAUCAUGAACGGCAUUGUCGAAUUCCUCUCUCAUGAGACCCGCGCCUACCUUGAUGAGACCGAUGACGAUGCUGCUGCUUUCCACCGCGACCAUCACAGCCCGGUCAUUUUCAAGAAGACUCUCAACUGAUUCACCGGUUCUUCAAGGUGAAAGAAAACAAAAGCAAUGAGAUUCUAGCCCAUGUAGCGAUCUCAAGGCUUCCACCAAAGAAAACAGACAAGGCCAUUUGCACCACUGCAUCAACAGAUCAAGACCCAGCCGGCAAGAGAGAAAGACAACAAGAGGCGGAAAGGGGAACAUCGGGAGCGAGAUCGAGGUUGAAUAUUCGUUCGUCCAACAUCGGGGGUGGAAGAGAUGAAAUCUUUUCGUCUUCCCCUGAUCUCACAAUCUUUUACGGAUAUUAACCCACCCUCUGGUUCCUCCCUUUUUGUGCACUGUCUUUGAAGAGUCUCCUUCUUGCAUGCACCAGUCCAGACGAGCUGUUGAGACAGGUGGGCAACAGAACUCGGGACUUCACCAGAGGAUCCUGUCUACCUUACUCGCGGUCCACGCAGAGGCCUUCGGACUGGUAUUCUUGUGUUCUGGGUGGGACGCACAGCGGCAACUCGGCCCCUGCCCAUUAGGGGCCAGUAAGGGAGGAGAAAAUACCACACAAAUAGGGGGAAGCACUUGAAGCUUCAAAGCUAAUUGCGGCGUUGCAAAAAUGGCUCACUAGGCUGGAGCAUACUGGCGGAACAAAAGCCCGUGCCAUGUAAAGUGGGCUGAGAUUUUUACUUUGUAAUCUUAAAUAUGAAUAAUGAUAUGAUGAC
Molecule: messenger RNA, 1406 nt
Organism: Cryphonectria parasitica EP155
Lineage: Eukaryota; Fungi; Ascomycota; Sordariomycetes; Diaporthales; Cryphonectriaceae
Exons: 3
Coding region: 211-726 (171 amino acids)
Source: RefSeq, a predicted model, not a curated record